AUUCCCCGCCCACUCUCCCCGUUUGUGGUGCUGCUCCUGCGGCUGUGGUCACAUGACAGAGAUCAGGGGGCGACCCGGGGCUGAGGAGCCCCCCACAGGGGAGCCUAUGCUGUGACCUGCAAACUGCCCCCAACUGGAGAGGUUUGUGUCUGUAUAAUACGUGCCGCACCGCCACACACCGUCGGUGUGCUCCCCAUCUUCUCCUGUCACGGCCUAUAAGACAGCCAUGGAGACUAACCUGCAGAAGAGGAAGGAGAACCGCAAGGCGCUGCGCAUCAAAGUAAUCAGUAUGGGCAACGCCGAGGUGGGCAAGAGCUGCAUUAUAAAGCGUUACUGCGAAAAGCGAUUCGUCCCCAAGUAUCAGACGACUAUCGGGAUAGAUUAUGGGGUCACUAAAGUGCAAGUCAGAGAGCGAGAGAUAAAGGUUAAUAUAUUCGACAUGGCGGGCCACCCUUUCUUCUAUGAGGUCCGGAACGAGUUCUACAAGGACACGCAGGGGGUGAUCCUGGUGUAUGACAUCUGUCUGAAGGAGUCUUUCAACAGCCUGGACGCCUGGCUGUCUGAGAUGAAGCAGGAGCUGGGCCCGCAGGGGAACAUUGACAACAUUGUCUUUGCCGUCUGUGCAAACAAGAUCGACUGCACCAAGCAUAGGGUCGUGGACGAGAGCGAGGGGCGACUCUGGGCCGAGAGCAGGGGCUUCCUGUACUUUGAAACUUCUGCACAAAGCGGGGAAGGAAUCAACGAGAUGUUCCAGGCUUUUUACUCGGCCAUCGUGGACUUAUGUGACAACGGCGGCAAGAAGCCCAUGUCCUCCAUUAACAUCGGGUUCACCAAAGAGCAGGCGGAUUCUAUUCGGCGGAUUCGCAACAGCAAGGACAGCUGGGACAUGUUGGGGGUGAAGCCGGGGGCCACCAGGGAAGAGGUUAACAAAGCGUAUCGGAAGCUCGCUGUUCUCCUCCACCCGGACAAAUGCGUGGCCCCUGGGAGCGAAGACGCCUUUAAGGCGGUUGUUAACGCCCGGACGGCAUUACUGAAGAACAUAAAAUAGAGCGUGGAUACGACUUACAGUCACCCUGAGAAUCCUAACCCCUGACACGCCCAGCACUAAAAGAUUGUACGGAGGGCUCCGUCACCCCCUUGUGGACAAUACACCGCCAUAUUUAUGUUACUUCAUCGACUGCAUGCGGACACGAUGUGGACGGUUCCAUUGCCGCUCUAAGUGGGCGGCAUCUAUGCAGAGGCGGAGCUCGGCUCGCUCAGCGUGGGCAGGUCUAGCCGUAUAAGCACAAGCCGGUUACAUAGCUUCGGGUCCCUCCGUUAUCUCCCUGUUGUAUUCGUUGUCGUCUUGAGGAGCAGAGUCAGGAGAGGAAGAGGCGAUUUUCUAAUUGAUGUAGAGUAGAUGAAACGUUAUUUAUUAUGUUCUUCCCCUAUUGACCGGGCAUCGUGGUCAGAGUAGAUAUGAUGUAUAUUAGAAUAGGCACCUAUAGAGCCUGGAUCUCAUGUGGUACUGGGGUAUUUAGGAAGUCUAGGGGGUUGGGAAGCACCCUGAGAGACACAAUAAAAAAAAUUUAAUAAAAAAAAUAAUAUAUAUACACUGUAUACACACACAUACUGUAAAGAAGAGAUAUAUGCAGUGCCACUAGGUGGCGAUAGAGACCUCAGCGUUAAAGGGGAAGCAUCACCAAACACAUAUGUUAAAAAGUUGUGCAAUGAUACAAAUUUCUAAAUCAUAUUUAAUGGGGUGACCCAGGACAUCCCCCUUUUAUGAGACAGAAUUCGUCGACCCCCCAGGAUGUAGCUUUUGAGGAUCUUCUGUGAUCUUAAAUGGUCAAGGAGAGGAUUAGAAAAAGCUGGCUGAUUUCUUCCCAAAACAGCUCCACACCUGCCCACAGAUCGUGUGCGGUAUUGCAGCUCAGCCCCAUUGACUUCAGUGGAGCUGAGCUGCAGUACCAGAAGCGACCUAUGGGGCCAGCGGUGGCGCUGUUGCAAAGAUGUAUAGAAAAGCCAUACACGUUGCUCCCUCCAUGUGGCACCAAAUUACUGUAGGUAUUGGAAACAGCGAGCUUGUCAUCAGACGCAGUCCUAACAGCUUAAUGCAGGGGGGGGGGGGCAAUGAAGAUUUCAGCUCCGAAGUCUGCAGAAUUAUGAAUUCAGCUCUGGAUUAUGAUUCCACCUUGAUGUGUUUGAUUCCCGGGGUACUCAGAGGCUGCAAUUGGGAGGGGGGGGGUCACUAUUCAGCGUCAGAUAGUGUAUGGAAAUGAGGUUACCAGGCCACACCCCCUUUUUCAUCAAUAUGUAAAUGAGUCUUCCAGGACAAGAAGAGGCGCCUUCCCUAGAGGAGUAUUUUAUUAUAAUCGAUGUUCCAGAUAUAAUCUUGUCGUUUUGUAUUCUAUUCUUUAUCAAACCCACUACUCUUAUUCUGCUGACUGAGGGGGAAAUAUAAUGAGCCUUUGCCUUCUUUUAUAUGUUGCUACAUGGAAACCAUCAACAAGCAGGAUCUCUGCAUAGUCAUUAAAAAUGGUAUGGCUGACCUGCUCAACCAUUGCUCCAUUCACCUCCUCCUGUCCCCACAGCUGAGGAGACUGGGGUCUAGCAACCAGUGGGUGUCCCAGCGUUUGGCACCCAGCAAUCUAGCUGUCCAGUGGAUGGGUGAUCAAUGCUUUUGGUUGGGAUACCCCUUUAAGGAGCCAAUCCUACCUACAUUUGUAGCAGAACACAAAAAACCCUACAUAGAGGCCAAUGAUAAAACUGGCAUCAGUCCACAGCAGCUGACCUCCUUGUUGAUGGUUUCCAGAAUAUUUAUUUUAACAAUGAACUGGAAAAACAGGUGAAGAAGACAAAUGACUUAGGCCUCCUGCACACGACCGUAUGGUUUUGCGGAUCCGUUUUUUUGUUUCAGUAGUGUUUCUGUUUUCCGUUCCGUUUGUGAUCCGUUUUUUGCAGAUCGGAAACGGAAGCAUACAAUA
Molecule: messenger RNA, 2966 nt
Organism: Bufo gargarizans (Asiatic toad)
Lineage: Eukaryota; Metazoa; Chordata; Amphibia; Anura; Bufonidae
Gene: DNAJC27
Product: DnaJ heat shock protein family (Hsp40) member C27
Exons: 8
Coding region: 227-1048 (273 amino acids)
Molecular function (GO): GTPase activity; GTP binding
Source: RefSeq, a predicted model, not a curated record